UCUUACUUCCUGGUAAUUCUGCUUGGAAUGGUAACCCUGAUAUGAACUCUACAAGAUAAGUGAAUCCUCUUUUUAAAAAUAAUAAUAAUAAAGCCUUAGAAAAAUAGCACAGAAGUGAAAUGUCAAAUGUGAGGCAACAUUUGAGGUACACCUCUCCCAUCACAUUUUGUUCAUCUGUUUUUCUAGUCUCCCUCACCCACCCUGGCUUUGUCUGCUUUUUAAUCUUUUUGCUCGCAGCAAGAGGUUGGAAAAAAUGUGCGAUAACUGCGGCACCCUUCCCUGACUCCCACACGAACAUGGACAAAUCGAGGAGGGAAGGGAGAAUGCCCUAAGGCUAUGAAAGUAUUCAGAGUGCAACCUGCUCUCUCUGUGCAGCAACAAAGGGCGAAAGCCGCCUCUGAGCAAAGGUGGGGCGAGUGCAAGGUGCAGGGAGUGGAGCCGAUAGGGUUUCUGUGGCUGUGUUUCUCCUGUGUACGCUCAGCAGGUUGAAGGCAAGGAGUGGGACGGCCGCCAGACACACCCAGUCCAGGCAGUAAAACGAUCCCUGCUCUGCCCCCAAGCUCUUUCUAACGGAUAAAAGGAGAGGAAGUGCCAGCCUGCAGGUUCAGAGGGACGCUUCUCUCUUUAACUCCUCCGAGCCUCACUUGCUGUUUCUUCCCACCCACCCCUCUCUCCAAAAUAAGGAAAGCCCUGCUUGAAUAGGCCAUGUCGAAAUUUGGUUACAGCUCCCGCUCAGCGGCCGGGUCCGGUGGGUUCACCCAGGUCAGAGUCAGCUCUGUCUCUUCAUCUCGUGGAAUCGGAGGCGGCGGCAGUUUUAGCAAGCCGGGGGGCUUUGGCAGCUCCAGCCUCUACAACUUGGGUUCUGGCGUCAGGAGGAUUGCCCCCGCCAGCUCCUACAGCGUCCAGUCAUCCUACGGUGCCCUCGGUUCCAGCAGACAUGGAGGGAUGUAUGGUGGAGGGUUUUCGCCCGCAGGCAUUCAAGAAGUCACCAUCAACCAGAACCUCUUGUCGCCCCUCAACCUGGAAAUCGACCCCACCAUCCAGAAGGUGCGCAAGGAGGAGAAGGAACAGAUCAAGACCCUCAACAACAAGUUUGCAUCCUUCAUCGAUAAGGUCCGAUUCCUUGAGCAGCAAAACAAGAUGCUGGAGACCAAGUGGAACCUCCUGCAGGAGCAGAAGACCACACGGAGCAACAUCCCUGCCUUCUUUGAAGCCUACAUCAGCAACCUGCGGAGGCAGCUGGAUGCCCUGCUGAACGACAAGGGACGCCUGGAGGGAGAGCUGAAGAACAUGCAGGAUCUUGUCGAGGAUUUCAAGAACAAAUACGAAGAUGAAAUCAACAAGCGCACAACAGCAGAAAACGACUUUGUUGUGCUCAAGAAGGAUGUUGACGCAUCCUACAUGAACAAGGUGGAGUUGGAGGCCAGGGUGGAUGGAAUGACUGAUGAGAUAAACUUCCUGAGGGCACUCUAUGAAAAUGAACUGCGUGAGCUGCAGAACCAGAUCUCUGAUACUUCUGUGGUGCUUCAGAUGGACAACAACCGAAACCUGGACUUGGAUAGCAUCAUUGCUGAAGUCAAAGCUCAAUAUGAGGAGAUUGCCAAUAAGAGCAGGAUUGAGGCAGAAAGUUGGUAUCAAAGCAAGUAUGAAGCCCUGCAAGCCAGUGCUGGGAAGCAUGGCGAUGACCUGCGGAGCACGAAGAACGAGAUUGCUGAGAUUAACCGCACAAUCCUGAGAAUGCAGGCUGAGAUUGAGAAUGUGAAAAAUCACCGUGCUAAACUCGAGGCUGCCAUUGCUGAGGCAGAGGAACGUGGGGAGAUGGCUAUCAAAGAUGCCAAGGCCAAGCUAGCAGAGCUGGAGGCUGCUCUCAACAAAGCCAAGCAAGAGAUGGCCCGUCAGCUGAGGGAGUACCAGGAGCUGAUGAACGUCAAGCUGGCCCUGGAUAUUGAGAUUGCCACCUACAGGAAGCUGCUGGAAGGAGAGGAGAGCCGGCUGGCUGGUGAUGGAGCUGGUUCUAUGAGCAUGACUGUGCUCAACUCCAGUUCUGGUGGCUCCUAUGGCAGCGGAGGUGGCUAUGGUUUCGGAGGAGGAAUCGGCUUGGGAAGUGGAAUGGGCAGCGGCGGAGGCCUCAGCUUCUCCUCUGGAGGUGGCUCAGGUGCCGUGAAAUCAUCGUACAGUGUGACAACAAGCACAUCCAGACGAAGUGUCAGAAACUAAGCUCAGAAAACCAAGGUCAUCACUGCCUGAACACAUCUCCAUUCCCCCCACCCCUUCCCCCAGAACAGAGGUAGAUAAAGUAAAGAAGAGACAGGGAAGAUGAGAUCAUUAUCUCCCAAGAACCAAACUGGCUGCUAAAUCCAGCAGUAAUGAAUGAAAUGAUGGUGCCAUAUUCUGCAAGUGCAUUAUCCCACCUCCCACAUCAACAGCCUAAAUCAGGGAUGAGGAACCUCCAGCCAGAUUUGGCUCAUGAGACCCUUUUCCCCAAAACCAUGUCCACCUGCCCUACAUCAGACAUCGUAUGUGAUGUCAGGUUUGGCUCAGGUAGCAACAUGGCUGGCUCAGCUGCUCACACAGCCUGUCCUUACAGAAAGCAGGAUUGAACUCCCCGUAAACCAGCUGAUGCCUUGAGUCCUGCUUGGUUCAAGCCUGCAAGAGGGUUCCCUAUGGGCAACUCUCUUGGGCACCUGAACCCUGCAUAAAUCAGGACUGAAUUGCCCGCUCAUCAGCUGAUGUGCAGGGAGUUCAAUCCUGCUCUGUUGCUAUAGCUUACCCCAAAGUUCCACGGACUAACUUUGACAGGGAACACCCACCUGUCAAAGUUGGCCUGUAGGAUGGUGGGAGAUAAAGAUCUGGCCUGUUGAACCAAAAUGGUUCUCCAGUCCUCUAGGUGUUGUGGACUACAGCUCCCAUCAGCCCCAGCAAGUAUAGCCAAUGAAUUCUAGAGAGUUCCCCAUUCCGGCGCUUUUGAAGCAAGUAUACUUAUAGUGCACUGCUGUUAUGGGGUGGCUCCACAGGUUUUCCCAUCCCUGGCUUAAAUUGUGGUGGUGCUCCCAUUGAGAUCAAGGGGAGUUUCACUGUUGGUUUAACUGAGAGCGAAGUAUAAUUGGAAAACGAAAUUCCAAACUAUACAGGCAAUUUCCAUGUCCUCUGUUUUGGAUGCAGAAAUCGAUUCCCACCCCCUCCCAAUUUUCUUGGGGGGAAAAAUGUGGAAGUCACAAAAAAUAAAAUUCUUCUCUGAAUUAUA
Messenger RNA from Podarcis raffonei (Aeolian wall lizard), 3244 nucleotides. Its product is annotated as keratin, type II cytoskeletal cochleal-like. The record is from RefSeq and is a predicted model, not a curated record. The coding region runs from base 706 to 2217 and encodes 503 amino acids. The transcript has 9 exons. Gene Ontology annotation, biological process: intermediate filament organization; keratinization. Gene Ontology annotation, molecular function: structural constituent of skin epidermis. Lineage: Eukaryota; Metazoa; Chordata; Lepidosauria; Squamata; Lacertidae. Gene Ontology annotation, cellular component: keratin filament.